Molecule: messenger RNA, 9732 nt
Organism: Lemur catta (Ring-tailed lemur)
Lineage: Eukaryota; Metazoa; Chordata; Mammalia; Primates; Lemuridae
Gene: ABCG1
Product: ATP binding cassette subfamily G member 1
Exons: 15
Coding region: 79-2115 (678 amino acids)
Biological process (GO): transmembrane transport; cholesterol homeostasis
Cellular component (GO): plasma membrane
Molecular function (GO): ATP binding; ATP hydrolysis activity; ABC-type sterol transporter activity
Source: RefSeq, a predicted model, not a curated record
CCCCAGCGAGCGAGCGCAGCCCGGCCCGCGGCCCGCAGCCCGCAGCCCCGUCCCCGCCGCCGCCGCCGCCCCCGGGGCAUGGCCUGUCUGAUGGCCGCUUUCUCGGUCGGCACCGCCAUGAAUGCCAGCAGUUACUCUGCAGCGAUGACGGAGCCCAAGUCGGUGUGCGUGUCCGUGGAUGAGGUGGUCUCCAGCAACGUGGACGCCAGCGAGACAGACCUGCUGAACGGACACCUGAAGAAGGUGGACAACAGCCUCACGGAGGCCCAGCGCCUCUCCUCCUUGCCGCGGAGGGCAGCCGUGAACAUCGAAUUCAAGGACCUCUCCUACUCCGUGCCCGAGGGACCCUGGUGGAGGAAGAAAGGAUACAAGACCCUCCUGAAAGGAAUCUCCGGGAAAUUCAGCAGUGGCGAGCUGGUGGCCAUCAUGGGGCCCUCCGGGGCCGGGAAGUCCACGCUCAUGAACAUCCUGGCUGGGUACAGGGAGACGGGCAUGAAAGGGGCCGUGCUCAUCAACGGCAUGCCCCGGGACCUGCGCUGCUUCCGGAAGGUGUCGUGCUACAUCAUGCAGGACGACAUGCUGCUGCCACACCUCACCGUGCAGGAGGCCAUGAUGGUGUCAGCACAUCUGAAGCUUCAGGAGAAGGAUGAAGGCAGAAGGGAGAUGGUCAGGGAGAUACUGACGGCGCUGGGCUUGCUGUCUUGCGCCAACACACGGACCGGGAGCCUGUCGGGCGGCCAGCGGAAGCGGUUGGCCAUCGCGCUGGAGCUGGUGAACAACCCCCCGGUCAUGUUCUUCGACGAGCCCACCAGUGGCCUGGACAGCGCCUCCUGCUUCCAGGUGGUCUCCCUGAUGAAAGGGCUGGCUCAGGGGGGCAGGUCCAUCAUCUGCACCAUCCACCAGCCCAGCGCCAAGCUCUUCGAGCUGUUCGACCAGCUUUACGUCCUAAGUCAAGGACAAUGUGUGUACCGGGGAAAAGUCUCGAAUCUCGUACCCUAUCUGCGGGAUCUGGGUCUGAACUGCCCAACCUACCACAACCCAGCAGAUUUUGUCAUGGAGGUGGCGUCCGGCGAGUACGGAGACCAGAACGGCCGCCUGGUGAGAGCGGUCCGGGAGGGCAUGUGUGACUCCGACUACAAGAGGGAGCUUGGGGGCGAUGCCGAGGUGAACCCUUUUCUUUGGCACCGGCCCUCUGAAGAGGUAAAGCAGACAAAACGCUUGAAGGGGUUGAGAAAGGACUCCGCUUCCGUGGAGGGCUGUCACAGCUUCUCCGCCAGCUGCCUGACACAGUUCUGCAUCCUCUUCAGACGGACCUUCCUCAGCAUCGCGCGGGACUCGGUCCUGACACACCUGCGCAUCACGUCACACAUUGGGAUUGGCCUCCUCAUCGGCCUGCUCUACCUGGGCAUCGGGAACGAAGCCAAGAAGGUGCUGAGCAACUCCGGCUUCCUCUUCUUCUCCAUGCUGUUCCUCAUGUUCGCGGCCCUCAUGCCCACCGUUCUGACGUUUCCCCUGGAGAUGGGGGUGUUUCUCCGGGAACACCUGAACUACUGGUACAGCCUGAAGGCCUACUACCUGGCCAAGACCAUGGCCGACGUGCCCUUUCAGAUCAUGUUCCCCGUGGCCUACUGCAGCAUCGUGUACUGGAUGACGGCGCAGCCCUCCGAUGCCGUGCGCUUCGUCCUGUUCGCCGCCCUGGGCACCAUGACCUCCCUGGUGGCCCAGUCCCUGGGCCUGCUGAUCGGAGCCGCCUCCACGUCCCUGCAGGUGGCGACAUUCGUGGGACCCGUGACGGCCAUCCCCGUCCUCCUCUUCUCAGGAUUCUUCGUGAGCUUCGACACCAUCCCCACGUACCUGCAGUGGAUGUCCUACAUCUCCUACGUCAGGUACGGCUUCGAAGGGGUCAUCCUCUCCAUCUACGGCCUGGACCGGGAAGACCUGCACUGCGACAUCGACGAGACGUGCCACUUCCAGAAGUCGGAGGCCAUCCUGCGGGAGCUGGACGUGGAGAACGCCAAGCUCUACCUGGACUUCAUCGUGCUGGGCAUCUUCUUCAUCUCCCUGCGCCUCAUCGCCUACCUCGUCCUGCGGUACAAGAUCCGGGCGGAGAGGUAAAGCACCCGGCCCCAGGCGAGAGGAAAAGCGGACAUUGUGGCCGGGGGCACUUCUAGAAUCAUGGCGGCAAGGCCGUGCCCGGUGACACAGAGACUAUUGCGACCCAACCCCAGGAACCACGUUGGGAUCGUGGGUGUCUAGUACUCGCCGUCUCUGCCCGGCUGGGCUGGGUCUUCUCACACCGCCCUUUCUAGCUGCCACUAGGAAGGCGUAGGAAGGCUGGGGGUUUCACAUGCGGAAUCGAAAAUGCCACAACUGGGGCAGAGCUUAAAACUGCGUCACAGCCGGUGACAAGUGGCUUCCUCAGUAAAAUUCCUCACCGUCCGUCCUGCACGGUGAAUUGUGGGCAACUUCUCAGCUGGUCACGGUGCAGCGAGAUGUCUUGGGAGAGAAAGUCCAGGCACGGAGUGAUUCCAUUUUAUGACUGUUGUUUUUCAUAGUUUCAUCUUUCUAAGGUCUGUCUCUUUCCAAGCCAAAAGUCUUUAAAUUUCAUUCAUUUUAAGAAAUUGUACCUUUUUAGUCCUGGUUGAAGAAUUAUUCAGGAUAAAUAACGUACGUUGUUUAGAGGUUGAAAGGGUUUAAGCUGGUCACCGAGCGGGUCCCAGCACAGACAGAGCCUGGGAAAGAUUCAGCGCAGUGUCUGGGUUGAGGGAGCACUUUGGCACCCUCUGCACUGAGCCCUGCAGAAAUUUUUUAAAGUUAUGCAAGAAGUUGUUAAGAAGAAAUUGGCUAACUCUUUCAAAGUCUUUUAUUUUCCACAUGCUUUUUAUUUUAAGCAAAAUAUAUUGUUUCUUUCUAACUUUCUGACCACCUUAAUUUUGGCUAAGAAAUUUCUAGAUCAACUGUGUUGAUUUUUAAAAAGCAAUUUCCCUUUCCUCCUGUAUCACAUCAACUACCUCCACGGAGCCUGGAAAAGCUGGGCCUCGGGAAUUUCAGGCCUGACCGUGAGGUUUGGGUCUGCGGACCCAGCCGGCCACUGACAGGUGAACUAAGCGUGCAAGAGGGGAAGAUGCCACCACAGGGCGCUGGAGCACAAGAGCUUUGCGUGGGAUCAGCGAAACGUCAGUGCACGGAGGCUCUGUAACUUGACCAAGCAACGCAUUUAGAGUUGUGGGUGAUUUCGUCUCCCAGGCCUGGUUUCUGUGACCGCCGAGCUACACCACCGCCCCCAUGUUGGGGUUGUGUGGACCCCGUGUACUGGGAGCCCCUUGUUCCCGCUGACAUAACCACACAAGUCAAGUCCCAGGGCAGGAGCAGUGGGCGUAUCUGCAGGUCAAGGGGCCUUUGAACUCACAGUGAGGCUGCCCUGCGCUUGGCAGAUAUCUGAGAUGGUUUGACUGCGAGGAUGGAAGGUGGUUCUGGCCAAAGAAGUCCGGCAUUAGGAAAGUGCAGCUGCCUUCUCCUUCUAGAAUGUCCUAGAAUCAGGGUCUCCUAAGGAAAGAGCUCCUAGCUGGUCCCCAGGACAGACCAGGGGCGUUGUGUCUUUGUGGACAAAUCCAUUAACCUUUCUGAGCCACAGUUUCCCGUCUGGGAACAGUGGCAGUGCACCGUGCUCAAAGCCAUCCUCGGCUCUGGCAGGCUGUGAGGUUCCUUGGUUCUGUCCCCGAAGCUCUUGCUUCCUACUUUGAGGGAACGAAAAGGCCUGGAUUUUGCUUACACAUGGAUUUAGUUUGCAAAUGCUUAGAGAUUCCUUUUUCACUCCCAGACCUUUUUUGGUAAACACAAGUGAGAUACAUAUUAAAAGGUAAUUUUGAGUUUGUUUGUUCUCCACAAAUACAGCAUUGCUUUCCAGCUUAAGGUUUUAACCAGGGUCAAACGUAGCCUUUGUAAAAAGUCUUCAUUUAAUUUCAAAAUAGAUCUGCCUGUAGACAUCCUGCGUGGGGAAGACCUCCCACAGGACUAGCCUGGAAAUGGGAAGGGGAGAGAGUCCCCGAUCGAGCCUUAGAAUCGCACCGGGGAGCCCGGCGCCCAAAGAGCCCUGCUCCUCGGUGAGCCUUCCCAUUGUGCGCUGGUGUUGUGGGCUCGUGACCCCGACAGGGACGUGUCUGCCGCGUCCUAUGCCGCGUGGGGCCGAGAUCUCUGCUCCGAAGGCUGCUCCAUCUCCUUCCCCGAGAGCACGUUGUCACGUCCCAGCCAUUUCAGAAGUGAGACUCCCCUAGAUUUAAAGUCUGGCUUCCGAGAGCACUAAGCCUGCUGAAGGAAUUAUUUCCCAGGAGUUCAUGAUCCCUGAGUUUCCAUGUUCCGCUGUUGACAGAUGCAUCUGUCCCUCAGUGGAUGGGGUGCUGGCUGGGUCCUGCCAAGCAGCAGACCUUGGGGGCCGUGGUGGCAGCGAGGCGGCUGGUAAGGAACGCAUGUGAGAGGUCAUGCAGGUCACGCGUUUAAAGGCUGUUCCCUGAGCAGGUGGCUCGCGUGCCCUCCCUCACCGGGCCGCGUCUUCUCCCUCUGCCUGCAGUGUCAGGGCAGUUUGCUGAAACACUUUACUCCAAUGACCCAGGGCAACACCCAAGCACCUGCCCGGGUCACUUUCCUGAAUCGCGCGGCUAAGAGGUGCAUGACGACAUGCUCCUUUCACGCGUUGGAGUUUAGAUCCAGACCGACUCCCCAAGGCUAAUUUGUUUGAGUAAUUUCUAAAUGUAAUGACCCAAAUAUUCCUUUCAUCUCUGAUUGAAUCUCUCCACUCAGCCUUGGGUAAAAGAUGCGGCCUCCCCCGUUGUUGGCAGAGGUGGAAAUGGAAGUCCCAAGAGUGUCGCUUUUAAGUGGCACGUGUGGGAGAGACGGGAGCGCCAGCGGGGCCUCCGUCCUUGUCCACGUCACUCACAGCAUUUCAUGCCUUCCUGUCUUCUGCACUCGCUGAAUGUCACCUGGAGUUAAACUCUCCACGGAUCCCUGCAGGGGUGACCUGGGAGGCGUCCCCAGGAAGGGGAGGAACCGUGUGAGCGUUUUACACAGUCUCUGAAUUGCUCACGUUGGGUUAUGUCACCUGGGGGAGGUGGAAAUGGGGGACGAGGAAAUGGGACAUAAAGCUUUUAGUGAAAACUCAUCUUGGAAACCCGCGAAAGGCCAUUUUCCCAGCCUGAGGUCAGGGACAGGCCACGCGCAGGAGGCAGAACUGGCCUUCAGUUGUUUCCGUGAGGAGGGAAAUGUGAGCCUCGGGCCUUGGCGAGUGAGCGUUCCGGGUGCUGCCUGGGUGCCUUGGGCCACCUGCCGGCCUGUGCCACGUGCCUGGCGCUGCCCCAGCCUAGGGUCCCGGGGAAGGGGCUCUCUCGGCUUGCCGUCUGCCGUCAGGUGUGGCGGGCGGGGACCACGUGGCCGCUCGGCUCCGCUCUUUCGUCGUGCAGGCGUGGAGGCCGCGGCUGGGAGGGCCCAGGGCAGGGAGGCUGCAGCUGGGAUCCAGCCCCUGCCCCACCCCAGCCCCUGUUACAUUGCUCUGCUGCGCUGCCUCCUGUUCGUGGUGCUUGGAUGUACCUGAAAAUGCUUUGUCAGGCAUAAAGUGCAAUACUAGUUAGUGGCUAAUUUGUUCAGUUAUUCGUUCUGUCACCAAACAGAUGGCUGAGACGAGAGGGUGGCCGGUGGCCCGUGCCCCUUGCCCUCAGUGGCCUUAGGUCUGAGUGCCGUGAGGGGUGUCGCUAGCUGGUCUGGGGGUCUGGCCUCCCCGCUAGUCUCAGGGGACUAGCAGAGACGACCGCUGGUCUCCGCCCUUGCCUGGCCCCAGCUUCCCAGCGCAGCACCCGGUGCCCUAGCUCAGGCUCUGGAGGGGCCGGGGUGUGUGCAUGUGUAUGUGUGUGUGUGCACGUGUGUGUGUCUACCUACAUACAUGCAUGUGUGCAUGCAUGCACACACGUAUGCGCAUGUGCACUGACCUGCUCCGGGUGUGUGUCUAAUAGUAUUAUUCUGGGUAUUUCCCUCAUCUCAGUAGAAUACCAGCCUCUAAUCCUCAAUCAUUAUUCACUCCAAGAAGGAAAGACAAAAUUCUCUCAUUCCACGCCGGUGAUGCAGAUGGUAAAAGUGCAGUCAGACCCCUGAAGGCUUCUGUCUGCCACAGCCAAGUCAGAAAGGGUUGGAAAGUAAACAGAACACCCAGCUGGGGGGGCGGGGCAGAGUGUACGAAUAUAGAGUUAGACACUUUUAAGGAAUAAAGAUUGCUAAUAAAAUAUUUUAUAUAAAACUUUUUACCUGUAUUCAGUGUCAAAUACUUCAAGUGGUUUGCUUAAAUUUUACCAAGUCAAAUUGAUUUGUAGAUUGUAUUUGGAAUACACUUGUUGCCCGUCUCGUAAGAGCUCAAUUCGUUACUCCUGUUCCGGUCUACACCUGGCUGUAAACAGUCACCCUCUCCCUCGACGGAGGUUCAUGUUUUGUGUUCAGCUGUCUGCAAGCUCUGUUUGUCCUCUGUGCCCCAGACAGACGUCUCACCCGUGUCUUCCUGCCUUGUGAAUGUUGCCACGGCCUCGAAAGUGCCCAGGGGUGGCUCGCUCGUUGGUGGCAGGCGCCGGCCAUGCCUUCCCUGCGGUCCCCUCCAGCAUGGCGGUGGUCCCCCGACCCGGGCUCGAGCGGCAGCUCCCGCAGUCAGAUGUCCCAGUCCAUUGCUCUAGUUUUGCUGGGAAUCUGUUCUGCAGGUUCAGGUCUGUAGAGGCAGCGGCCAAUAGGGAAAGCAGCAGACCUAGAAGGUCUUACAUGCUACGUCGGCUCACUGACUCCCCAGGCUCCAGUCAGGAAAUCCCACUUGGAGCGAGGACUUGUGAGGGGCAGCAGUGACUUGGGGCCGGGCUUUCCAACCGGGCUUCCCUCCCACCUCUCGGACCCUGAGCAGAGAGCCAGGCUGGGCGAGGGCACAGCAGCCACGAGCAGAUGGCCCCUGCCACCAUCCUACAGCAGGGGCAUAAUCGGCAGGUGCCUCGGUGUGAACAUAAGCUCACGGCUCAGCUCGCUCCCCCCUCUCCAGCCCUCUGCCUCUCUGGCCUGCCUGGCCCCCGGGGUCCGGCGUGCAUUGCAGUCGUGGUCUCCCUGGGCCACUUGCUUGGCUUCUCACAUCAGGAGAUCCCUCCGAGACCAUCCCCUCUGCAAAGACCGGGGCUCCUGAGGUCCAAAUUCAGGGCCGAUGUUCUUUGGGAACCUCCCUGAGACCAGAGCAGGGAAGAAAUGGGGGACCCUGCACCCCCACUGCACAAUCCAGUUUUCACUUGCAAGCUCAAUUCGGGCUGUCCUUAAAAUCCAUGCCUCCCGGGCAGGCGGGGGAUGUGAUGACACACACACACUCGUCCUUUGCCGUGCUGGCCUAGACCUUCCACUAACUGUUCCACGACCUUCCGUCUCUGUGUCCAUCUCCGGGGAAACAGGGUUUCACCCUAGCUCGGUUUUUCAUGUUACCUCCGAACAUGCCGGCUGGGAGUCAGGCCUCAGACGCCUUCUGUGGCCUCCCCUGGGUGGCAUCGGUGAGGUUGACAUGAGCGGUGCCUGCGCACGGGCCGGGCUUGGGGAUCCCGCUGCCUCCUGUUCCCAGGAUCAGUCCCCGGCGUCAGAAAGGAGAGAGCAAGCCGUGACACCGGCUACCACGCUCUGGCCUGGCGAGGGACUGCCGCGGGGGGAGCAAAAGGGAGUUUGCUGGUAGAAUGGCCACUGGGACUCCGAAAGGAAAGAGGUAGAGGCACAAAAGCCUCUUUGCUCUGCCACCAACACGGACGGGGCCUGCUGGCGGGCGAGGGCUCUGUGUCUGCAGUGCGUGCCGUGCCGUGGAGGCAGAGCCAGCUCCCCGGGCUCCCUUCGCUGGGGAGCUGCCCCCACGGCCACAGGCCUUUGGGGUCCGAGGCGAGAACGUAGCCCCGGCGUGUGUGGGUUUGUGGCGCUGUGGUCCCUGGUUUGGCAACAGCCUUCCGGCUGUUGGGAAAGGCACGAGCCCACAUAAACAGAAACUAGCAAAACUCAAAAUCAUCACGUUCAGCUGGGGUUUUCGCCCAACAGAGCGGCACCGUCCUCUGGGUGUCGGCCCUGAAUGAACAGAACCCGCCGAUCACUGGGCAUCUCUGGCCUAAGCCUUGUGCGUGAUUAAAAUGCAGCCCUGGACUGUGCACAGUUAGGAGUAGCAUUGAUUUCAUGGUCACUGCUGUUAUGAGAUCUCAUCUCCAGACCUUUGUAAGCCACCUGCUGUCACCUCCGGCCAGUGCAGUCCAUUGCCAUGGUGGCAGGUGGGUGGGGGGACGGAGGGGGAGCACUGAGGUGGGACCCUGCAGGGGCCUGCUUCGGGCCAGCCCUCUAGGCCCCAGAUGAGCCUCCCUUGAAGGUGGCUUUCAAAGCCCUCACUGCCAGCACUUGGAGUUGACCCUUCACCUUUGACCUCACCUGCCUAGAUGCGGUACACACCCCGAAGUGCACACUCAGCACCUGCCCUUCCUCCUAGCAGGGCCCUGUGUGUGCACAGUGGGCACCUGGAGCUUCUAGAAAACAGUAUUUGCCAAACGAGAGCGUGCUGCCGCGGGCGGAGCAGCAGGCGCAUCCCUUUCCGGGGGACUCAGCAAACUGUCUCCCCUCUGAGAGGCCCCGAACGCACCCCCCUGCUCACUGCAGCGUCAGGCCUCCACGUGCACCGUUAGGAAGUGGGGGGCACGGGGCUGAGGGUUGAGAGACCCGCCGCGUUCGGGGGCCCCUGGAGAUCCCAGGAUGCCCCAUAAUCAGAAUGGUGCCGCCGUUUGGUUUUACUGCAAAUAUUUUAGUGACCAUGGUAGCUCUUUUGUGUUAAUGCCUUGACCUUUUUCACAUUUCUGUCAUUGUCCAUCUUGGGGGUCCCUUUUCCAUGACCUACAGACUUCCUGAGCUUAAUCAUAAAGAAAUCAUUGUGAAGUCCUUGGCCAAAUAAAAAUGGUAGCAAAACGUGCUAUCGUCCGAAUUGCUAAUGAAGGAGACCACCCCCCCACACAGGGUCUCCAUUUUACAGUCUGUGCCCCCUCCUGAAGGGGCAGGGGAUGAGUUUUUCAACAGAACAUGUAUGUUUAAAAAUUGAUGAGUGUGGCUCAUCCCCUUACCCUAGUUUUUAUGUAUUUUUUCCCCUUUGUAGGCAUAUUGGUGCAAUACCUGGUUAGUUGAAUCUGUCAUGAAUUGUUACCUUUUAUUUGAUGAGGGACUAUUUAAUGUUUUUCCUUUGUUGUUCCUUCCAAAGCAAAAGUCAAUGCAAGUAACUUUUUAAUCAGCGUGCAAACGUACAUAUAUCCAUAUAUCUACUAGGUAAUUAUGUAAUACCUGUUUUUAUCAUGCUGUAUGGAUAAAUUUACAGUGAUUUAGCUCUGUGACUUAGGAAAUACUGCUGCUUGCACGCUGUGACGGAUUUGCACUGCUGUAGAUAAACCUGACAUAUAUACACACACGUACAUACAUACUCACAGACAGCAUCGGCUCCAUGGGGUACUUGUUCCCUUGCCCGUGUCACUCCGCUGGAACUCUGGACCCACACGGCCCCUAGGAUGGGAGCUUCUAACUCCACCUUACAGCCGGGGAGCGGCGUGUAUAGUUCUGUAGAGUUCUCGCCUUAGAUUUGUACAUGCAUUUUUUGCAGACUUGAACUUUGUUUUCUGAAAUUAGAUGCCAUUUAUGAAAAUGUGACACAAAUCAAAUAAAGCAUCAUUAUUUUCA